AAAUAAAUUUCUAUUAUUUACACCGCAGGCUGGGUGUGCCGCUUGCCUCCCCUCGUCUUUCGCCUUCCCGCCUGUCUGCCCACGUAUUCGCAUUCGCGUUCAUGCACGGGCCCGGAUUCCUGUGAUCGACACCUCGAGUCGUCAUUGCUUUCCUUAUUUACCCCGAUAAAACACCUCUGCCGUCAUUCCCCCUAUUGUUCGCGCCUGCAGCGAAUAACGGGCCUCGACGUUCCGUAAUUAGGCUCGUUAUACCGCUCGAUGAGACCUCGCGAUGAUCAGAUAACCUCACUUUAAACCAUCGGCUAUUUUCCUCCACUCCCUCCGGGAUCUGUCAUACGCUGAGGUUAGGAAUUUUAUAUAAGUUGGAAACAAGCCUGGAUGCGGACAUUCAUUGAUGCAACAUUGAUGCUCGUAGACAGUUGCAGACUCCAAUUGCACCGAGAUGGAUAGAGCACACGGAGCGACCUAUGGCGGGGGUACCGCCAACCUGCAGGAGUACUGGGACGAGUAUAAAAAAAUGAUCGAGGAAACCAAAGUACUGGAUGAUUAUCUGGACGAGGAAUACGGACCUCGUAGUUACGACGAUGGGGAAGAGGAGGCUGAAUGGUUGCGAGCCGCUGGACUUGGGGAAUUAACUGAGCCGUGGAAAGCUGGGAGGGAGAUUCAACCUGAACAACUCGGCGCAGUUCUUCGUCCUUUGUCCAGGGCUCAGGCUGAAGCGGUUCGACGUCGUGUCAGAUCUCUGAACCACACGGUCAAGCAACGAUUCAAUCAAAAACAGCGAGUUCGGAAACCGGAUAUUAGAGACGUUUUCAAAGAUGUCGAGGUUUCAAGCACGGGCACCAGGUCUCGCAGUGCGACACCAGAUUCCCUGGAUUCAGUACUUGGGGAAACAUUGGAGACUGCUUUGCCGCCGUCACCGCCUAGAGUUACAGUCGACGUUCAUCAGAGCAGCGAAAAUGUGCCGAGUUUUGUAUCAAUAUUCCACCGCCCUUUGACUGAGGAAAAAGAAGCUGUGCGUCGAUUACCUAGUGCUCCAACGUCCAUUUCAAAUCAGACACCACAUCCAGCUCCGGCUCCUAUUCCUAUUCAGGAAAUAUUCAGAAGAGCUGGGAACUGGUCGCAGAAAGGAGACGUUGCCGGAAAUUCGGAGGGAAUAGAACUCACUGCCUACCAACGUCUCGGCACUAUUCAUCUUUCGAGACCAACGAUACAGAGAAGAAGCGGUAGCGAUCCGAGUGAAGUCGCAAAUACUGCUCACCUUGAUGUAGAGCCUGCAGGGAAGCUUUCAGCAGCUAAGGAACACGCUACUCUGAGGAGAAGCUCCGGAGGUCAUGCGACUGUGACGCGGAGUCAUAGUAGUUUGUAUGGGUUGAGCAGAUCUGGGGACGAGAAUUUGAUCACGCAUCCGUUGAACCGAACCGCGUCCCACGGGCACCUGAGUUUCGAGGAAAUGUGCAGAACCAACGAAGCAAAGUCCCAGGUCUGGGGUUCGGAGGUGCUUGCGGUUGAUGACGGAUACCCGAAGUAUGGAGUGGAGUUACUGUCUCAGCGAGACCUGACCAGACUUAGGUCGCUUCUGUGGCUUGAGCUCACUGCCGUUUUCGAUAAGUACAAUGUUCCCUUAACCAAGAGAAAGCCCAAUAAACGCAGGAGUAAAGCAGGAAAUUUAUUCGGAGUAUCUUUGUCCACUCUCCUGCUCAGAGACAGCCAAUUGACCGCCGACGAGAGCAACGUUCCGUUGAUCUUUCAGAAGCUCUUACACGAGCUGUCUAAACGAGGAGUUCGGGAAGAGGGUAUCCUCCGCGUCGGGGGACACAAGCAAAAAGUUGAAGCGCUUUGCGCGGAGUUGGAGACUGACUUCUAUUCGAAAUCUAAGGAGAUCGAUAAAUUACUGCGACGCACACCGUGCCAUGAUCUUUCGGCGGUGCUGAAAAAAUUACUCAGAGAUUUACCGCAGCCUCUUCUCACUGUUGAACUUAUAGAUGCUUAUUAUCAGAGUCACGGAGUGAAAACUCCUGGCGAACUGUCGUAUUCGCUGAAUCUUUUGGUACUUCUUCUACCGGUCGAGCAUCGUUGCACUUUAAAGGCACUGCUGAAUUUCCUUAAGCUGGUCAUUCACAAUCAAGGCUCAAACAAAAUGUCAAUUCACAAUGUGGCGAUGAUUGUCGCCCCGUCUCUGUUCCCGCCUCGUUAUAUAUAUCCGAGGGAUCAGUCCGACCUAACAGCCCAAGUUAACAUGGCCGCUGUAUGCUGUCAAGUGACAGAAGCUCUUCUAAACAAUGUUGAUAACCUGUGGUACGUUCCUAACGAUCUGAUUAAUCAACUCCGUAGACAAACCGAAGAGGAACGGUACCGUGAUCUAGUCCAGAAAUAUCUUGCUCAGUGAUACACGCGUUUUUUAGAAGUGCUCCGAGAGAUCGGCUACAGCAGCUUUGAAAAACAAGUGAAAUGUUUCCCCAAUAUGUAUAUAAGUUUAUAUGUCAAUAAAUUGAA
Neodiprion virginianus is the source of this 2496-nucleotide messenger RNA. RefSeq names its product rho GTPase-activating protein conundrum (gene conu). The record is from RefSeq and is a predicted model, not a curated record. Gene Ontology annotation, biological process: regulation of small GTPase mediated signal transduction; signal transduction; regulation of actin filament polymerization. Bases 443 to 2389 code for a protein of 648 amino acids. Gene Ontology annotation, cellular component: cytoplasm. Gene Ontology annotation, molecular function: GTPase activator activity. Lineage: Eukaryota; Metazoa; Arthropoda; Insecta; Hymenoptera; Diprionidae. The transcript is spliced from 12 exons.